AUGUAUGACGUAUGCACCGAAACAGGGCAAGCCUUCGACGGUCUUAGAAGAGGAACACAAGUUCAAGGACUGGUGACCCUCAUGGACUAUGUGGACUGCACCUGGAUGAGGAGCAGCGUGUGGUCUGUGAACGCCUGGUCAGUCUUCAACCAGAGUGUGAGGACCAACAACGAUGUGGAGGGCUGGCAUCACCGACUGAACCACUGUGCCCUUGGAACAGCCCCUCCCUUCUACAAGUUGGUUCCCAUGCUCCACACUGAAGCCAGGCUGGUUCCUCCGACAUGCCCGUUCGUCUCAGAGAGGAAGAUGCGACGACGACAGAGGAAGGCUUUCAGGAAUCUGCAGGGGAAAAUAUUCGAACUGUGGGGACGCUACACAGAUGGUGAAGUGUCCACUUCGAGAUUCCUGUCUGCCUGUGGAAAGCUGUACGCCCCUGUUGCACACUGA
Gigantopelta aegis is the source of this 447-nucleotide messenger RNA. RefSeq lists its product as uncharacterized. Bases 1 to 447 code for a protein of 148 amino acids. NCBI's taxonomy places the organism in Eukaryota, Metazoa, Mollusca, Gastropoda, Neomphalida, Peltospiridae. The transcript is spliced from 2 exons. The record is from RefSeq and is a predicted model, not a curated record.